AUGGCAUCGGGCAGUGUUUGGAGAGUUUGGAUUGUGUGGCUGUUGUUGUCCGUGACCCUGAGCCUGGGCUGUGAGAGGCUGCAGUUACUGCAUGAUCUCAGUACAAAGACUCUGGACAAACUGGAUGAAAUGACCCACGAGAAGAUGCAGGUUGUCCACCAAACACUGCGGCAAACCCACGAGAUGUACGGCAUGGGUCUGGGUUCUGUCCCGUGGCCCCACAAAGAGGUGGAAAGUUUUAGGCUUCUCCUUGAUGGGCAGCUCAGAGAGCUGGAAGAAUGCGCCUCGAAAUCAGUACCGGACGCUCGGCCAAAGAGAAAGAUUGCAAUUGACAAAUAUUUUAGAAAACUGCGAAGCUUUCUUAAACAGAAGAAAUUUGCCGACUGUGCCUGGGAAAUAAUCCGUGCCGAGACAAGAGCCUACUUACAGCAGAUUCUUCUCAUCGUGGCAAAAAGUGGAAGGAACUGA
This is a messenger RNA of Pristis pectinata (smalltooth sawfish), 468 nucleotides long. RefSeq names its product interferon alpha-21-like. Gene Ontology annotation, molecular function: cytokine receptor binding. Lineage: Eukaryota; Metazoa; Chordata; Chondrichthyes; Rhinopristiformes; Pristidae. Gene Ontology annotation, cellular component: extracellular region. Bases 1 to 468 code for a protein of 155 amino acids. The transcript has 3 exons. Gene Ontology annotation, biological process: defense response. The record is from RefSeq and is a predicted model, not a curated record.